This is a messenger RNA of Phragmites australis (common reed), 889 nucleotides long. Its product is annotated as probable ribosome biogenesis protein RLP24. Gene Ontology annotation, biological process: ribosomal large subunit biogenesis. The transcript is spliced from 4 exons. Bases 178 to 669 code for a protein of 163 amino acids. The record is from RefSeq and is a predicted model, not a curated record. Lineage: Eukaryota; Viridiplantae; Streptophyta; Magnoliopsida; Poales; Poaceae. Gene Ontology annotation, cellular component: nucleolus.
CCCCUCCGAGGCUCCCAGCCGUGGCCGCGCGCACCCCCAUUGCGGCGCCUCCACCUCUAGAUCCCGCUCCUCCUCUUCUACUCCUCCCUUGCAGCUGCGACCGAAUUAGGCCCGCGAGUUCGCUUCUCCCUCCUCCUUGUCGACGGCUUCGAGCGCGUCAGAUUCCCUUCGCUGCCGAUGAGGUUGGAGAAGUGCUGGUUCUGCUCCUCCACCAUCUACCCCGGCCACGGUAUCCAGUUCGUCCGCAACGACGCCAAGAUCUUUCGCUUUUGCCGAUCAAAGUGUCAUAAAAAUUUCAAGAUGAAGAGGAAUCCUCGUAAGGUUAAGUGGACAAAAGCAUACAGGCGCUUGCAUGGCAAGGACAUGACCAAGGACACAACCUUUGAGCUUGAGAGGAAGAGGAACAGGCCUGAGCGGUAUGACCGGAAUGUUACAGAACAAACUCUGAAGGCUAUCCCACUUAUUACGAAGAUUAGACAUGACCGUCUGAAGAAGCAUAUUACGGACAGACAAAAACCUGGUAAGGCCCAGGAGCGGAAGAAAGAUGCUAAGGAGUUGGAGCAGGAUCUUGGCAUGCUUCCGAAGAACUUUGUUGAGCCUUCGAUUGAGAAUACAAAGAUCAAGGUCAAAGUUAUCAAGCAGCAGAUUGAAGAUGAUAUGGAAGAAUAACCGGAGGGUGACAAUGUGUUUUUGCUUGUGUGUGUCUUACGCUGUGUUUCAUGAGGUUGUUCUACUAUCAUGUAGUCAAUGAAAGAUGUUUUGAGAAUAUGUUUGUUGCAGUCCUGAGAUGAAUUAACUUUUAGGGUUUAGAGUGGAUGUUUGGCACAGUAAUACGAAAUUCUGUUGUUGGCCGGUCCGCCGUGGAUGCGGCAGUUUUCGAACAAGAAAA